Molecule: messenger RNA, 1463 nt
Organism: Erigeron canadensis
Lineage: Eukaryota; Viridiplantae; Streptophyta; Magnoliopsida; Asterales; Asteraceae
Exons: 7
Coding region: 83-1303 (406 amino acids)
Source: RefSeq, a predicted model, not a curated record
GACUUGAGGAGAAAUAGUACGUAUCCCACAUUCCCCACAUAAGAGAACAAUUAAGCAUCUCAUUUUUGUGAAGGACACAAAGAUGACGCAGUUGCUCGUUUCGAAUUUUCUGUUGUAUUAUUUCUUGUUGUUUUCGCCUCUUUUUAUAACCACAAUGGCUUUCGAAGAUUUCCCGCCAUUAAAUGAAACUUCUAUGACAGGCAACAAGUUAAAGACGAUGAAGCUGAUUAAUGCUCAUCUUAAAAAGAUUAACAGACCUUUUCUGAAGUCAAUUAAGACUUCUGAUGGAGACAUAAUCGAUUGUGUUUUGUUUAAUCUUCAACUAUCAUUUGAUCUCCACGAGAUAAAAGAAAAAAUGUCAUGGAAGGAUCCACCUGAGAUGCCAAAAGGACAUGAUAAUACAAAGAUGGAAACAGAGAUCAAGCAGCUAUGGAGUUCAAAGGGUGAAUCAUGCCCAAAUGGCACAAUUCCUAUUAGAAGAACAACUGCAAGUGAUGUUUUGAGAUCCAUGUCAAUUUCUAAAUCUGGAAAGAAUGUUGGCGAAAUGAAAUACCCUGGAGCUCAAAACCAUAAGCAUGCAAUAGCUGAAACACAAGGAGAAUUCCAUGGAGCAAAAGCAACUUUAAAUUUAUGGAAACCAAAUGUUGUCGGAGAUGAUUUUAGCCUUUCACAAAUUUGGGUUAUUUCUAAUACAAACGUCGACCAAACUCUCGAAGCUGGUUGGCAUGUUUUCCCAAGUCUAAACAACAAAGAUAACAAUCCAAGACUAUUCAAUUAUUGGACUGCUGAUGGGUACGAUCGAUCAGGCUGCUACAAUUUGCGAUGUCCAGGAUUUGUCCAAACCAAUAACAGGAUCGCCCUUGGAGCUGCAUUAGGUCCAAUAUCAAUGUAUAACGGCGCCCAAUAUGAUAUCUCUUUUUUGAUCUGGAAGGAUCCAAGGAGUGGGGACUGGUGGUUGAAAGUGGGUAGUGAAGUGAUAGGCUACUGGCCACAAACUUUAUUCACAGACCUUCGUGAUCACGCAACGUUGCUAGAAUAUGGGGGAGAAGUGUAUUCUCCGAACUUGGGUACGCAUACAUUAACCCCAAUGGGCAGCGGUCACUUCCCGACUGAAGGGUUUGGGAAAGCAGCAUAUGCCAGAAACUUGGAAAUGGUUGGUCUGGAUGACAUGCUACAUCCGGUGUCUAGUUUCAGUUUAAUAGCCGAAAAGCCCGAUUGUUAUACUGCUAUAAAAGGAUAUACUAAAGAUUGGGGCGGUUAUAUCUUUUUUGGAGGACCUGGAAAUAAUCCAAACUGUCCUUAAUUGUUAGUACGUACUAAGCAAAGUGGGAGCUCAAAGUAUAAUAGACUACACAUAAAUGAAUGUUUAUAAUAGAUAUCCAACUAUACAUAUGUUCAUUAAAGGAACAUGGACACCAGUUAUGUUAAAAUUAUGAAUAUGAAUGGAUGAUGUAUAGUAUUAA